This is a messenger RNA of Caenorhabditis sp. 36 PRJEB53466, 6431 nucleotides long. The record is from the annotation of a GenBank genome assembly. NCBI's taxonomy places the organism in Eukaryota, Metazoa, Nematoda, Chromadorea, Rhabditida, Rhabditidae.
AUGUCGAUAUGUUAUCACUGUGGAAGAGUAACAGACGAAAACGACCUGCAAGAACUGCCAAAAGACGAGGAACUGCUCGAGAAGUUUAUAGAACAUCACAAACUUGAGCCAGUUGUUCAGAAAAACGACGAGAGCGUCUAUGUUUGUAAAGGGCAUCUCGAGGAAGAGAUGAAGGUGAUUCCGAAGGAAAAUUGAGCAAUUUCAUUGAAGUUUAUUCUUUCAGUCUCGAUCUCCAGAGCCAAUUGACGAGUUUUCCGAUGAGGUGGAUCCUGAAGCUGUUUUCCAGAUGGACGUGAAGCAGGAAGUGGAAGAGGAGCCUUCAGGAUUCUUCACAGAAGCCAAAGAAGAGCCUCCGGUCGAAGAAAUCAGCUACGACAGUUUUCCAUAUGAAAUGGAAUCGACCUCAAACAGCUACAGCACAUUCGAGGAAACUGGCAGCACUCACGAACAGCCGGACAGCUACGAAGAGUGCCAACCGACGACUUCCUCCGCGCACGUCGUCAAGGAUGAAUCCUACAACGACAUGCCAGUUUAUCUGCCAGAGCUCACCGACGGUCAGAUCAUGUCGGUUUGUGUCAAAACGAGCGGGACCACGAGCGGUAAAUCGUCGUUCGAAUGCGGACUGUGUCCGGAGAAGUUCUUCAGUUCGGACACCCGUCCGAUUCGACUGCAUCUCCACUUGAAACACUGCGUUUCUAUGAAUGCACUGAAGAAUAAUAAGCACACGUUAGUUUUUCUUUAGUGAAAUCAAUCAAUAUCGGUUCCUUCCAGCCACCUACUUCCGAAAGUGUUCGGGCCUUUAUCGGCGAGCACAAGAGCGGAAGCGGACAAAGCGCUGUGUCGCUUCAUCCUGAGAAACGGAAUGCCUCUGAAGUCUGUGCUGGACCGCAAUCUGGAGAUGCUCGCUUUUAACAUGAAUUCAGAAUACACGCUCCCCUCUGUCGACACACUUUUUCAGUACGUGGAAGAGUUUUCAGAACAGGCAGCAGUAAGUAAAAAAAAGUGGAAUUCCAAAUUAAAUUAUGAUUUUUAGUUGCACAUUACACCGAUCGACACACAUUAUGGCCCAGUGGCAGUGACGUUCGACACAACAAUGUUUAAUAACGUGAAAUAUCUCGCAUUUACGGUGACGUUUUACAAAAAUCGGAGCGAGACGCAGAGAAGAAUAUUUUUGAGAGAAAUCGAAUCCGGACGGUAUAUAUAUUUUUCAUAUUUUAGAGUAUUCUACAAUAUUUACAAAAUUUCCAGACAACUAGUCCCCCACAUCAUGUCAACAAUCCGGCAAACCAUCGGCGAUACGGAUUCCAGCCUUCAGAUUUCGACAGUUGUGACCGGAAAUACGGAACACGAAGAGACUUUGGAAGACUUGGGUUGCUUCAGACAAGUGUACGUCUGCUGAACUCACCGCAAUCUCAAUUUUUCUCGUUUUCAGGAUGGUUUGCUUCUCGCAAAACAUUGACAAGUUUGCGAAAGCGUUGACAACUCAUCCGAUUUUCGCAAAACCUCUGAACAUUCUCCGAAAUUUCAUUCGCAAAUUCCCUCAGCAACGUCAACUUUGGCUGCAGUUCAAAUCGUGAGUUUGUCGAUCUGAUUGCGUCUUUGUUGCGGUGUUUUCUUGCGGCCUGCUGUUUUCGAACCAUUUCCACCCAAAAGAGCCGCAACUAGGCGGACGUGGUUCGCAAGCAUCAUGCCGCAAGAAAAAUACCGCAACAACGCUGGACGUUCUCCAGAUUUGUCGUUAAACGAAGAACCUACGGAGAGUUCCCGUCAAUUGACGAAGGGCACUGGUGCCACACUCUGGAUUUUAUCACGAAAUGCCUGCACAUGGUAAUCGGCUAGAAUCAUUCGAAUACUUGUUUUGAAUUACUGCGUUUUUUCAGCACCGCCUGUUCAGCGAGUUCUCCUCGAUGCACAGACUUCUCCAGUAUAUAGACGUAGAGGACAACGUGAACAUGGUCUACUUGCACAGUCUUCUGAAUCUCUGCAAAAGCGCUCUCAAAAGUGUGAGUUUCAAGAGAAUGAGGGCAUUUCACACACUUCUCCCAAUGUCUACACGUGAGAAAAUAAAAAACUGCGUAUUUUUACAGAUGGUCGAAACAAACGCAACAAUUGCGGAUGUGAUUCCAAACAUUAUCGACAUCAGCGGUUCCAUUGCCAUGUUCGUCUAUCACCAUUUUUCCUUAAUUUCACAUCUCUUUCAGUACUACGAGUCGUGCCGAUAUCAUCGACGAAGUGAACAAACUCUUCAACACGCAUCUCCGUCCGUUCGUCUACCAAUCGGACAUUCAUCGUUUCGCCUACUUCUUGCACCCCAAUCACCAGAAAUCCUCACUUUUGUCCGAGAAAGAGUUGCGAGCCAUAAGAAUGAGUCUUGCGCGCCAGCUGUGUGAGUUAUUUUUUGUGUGGAAAGUAAUGUAGGUGUAUUUUCAUUGUAGCUCUGCGUGCAACAUCGGACGGCGAUAUGACGGCGAUGCCAGCGUUUCGGGAUACUGACUUCGACGUGAGCCUUACCUUUAUUCUCAGGAAAAACCCAUCUUUGAGAUUACAGAAGGAAGUGGCCGACUAUUGGGGCGUUGUCAGCAGGAGAGCGAUGGACGGGUUGGGAGCGAUGGAGUGGUGGUACAGAAAUGCGCGAUACUUUCCGCGGCUCUACACGUACAUGAAGGAGCUCAACCAGAUUCCCGCCUUCGUCAUCAACGCCUCCUACUAUUUGGGGUUCAUUUUCUUUUUUGCCACCCCCGCAAACCACUCUUCAUUUCAGUGAGUACGGACAGCUGACUAACGGAAUGAAUGAGCUGGAACCGGCGCAGAGAAGACUUAUUCUUCAAGCAUCCAGCGAAUUAGUGCAGUUCCAGUGAGUUUGAACCCUAGUUUGUGGAAAACAAGAAUUUACUUUCAGCUCGAAGGGUGAAGUGGCGGUCAAACAGAUAUGUGUGAAGAGGAAGCGAGAUCCGACGUGUCCGGAGGACUCUUGGUAUAUUCCUGUCGACACGCGCACCUUCCGAGAUCUGGAUACGAGAGCUAACCUUCCAAGGACAAACGUGCUCUCUCCAAUUGUUGCUCGAGGGCCGGCGGUCAGACCAGCAUAUUUCAAGAACCCACCGAGAGAUCUGCAAACAGUUGCACAGGCGAUUGAGACGAUGGGGACGUUCCAGCCCCCGCAGACGUCUUCGAAGAGCACUGAGAUCCCGAAGCGGAUGGUCAGACAACGAGAGCCGACGCUGAUGGAAAGGGCGGUCAAGCGGGAGGGCGAUCAGUUCCAGUUCCCGACCGCAGUGAAGAAGUACUACACAGUGAGGAAUGCCCUUGCGAACGGACAAAUUGCUCCGGUAAACGCAUUUCCAAAGAUCAUUAACACGGGAUCAUUACCACGAGUCCGUUAUCCGUAAGUUGUUCUUUACCUGUUCCUCCGCUCUAUUGUGCUUCAGAGUCGUCCGAAACUCAUUCCGGAAUGUUGUCGCAAGGAUGAACGGCGGCGCCGUCGUGAAAACGGAAACGCCGGCGACAAGAAGGUGUAUUUCGUGCGACAGAGAACCGGCCAGACACAUCAGCCAGCACCCCAGUAAUAACAAUAAUCCAAUCUGUUGGGUUCAGGCCCACAAUUAUAUAUUUUUUGACCUACCGUAUCUUUUGAUCUACAACUACCCGCACCCCGCGAAAUAUUAUAUUUUUCUUUUAUCCACAUGUUCCCCUAGCGAUAUUCCACCCAGAGGUUAUUCUUAUUCUCUCUCCUGAAUAAACCCCUUCUACGAACUCUCUCGACUCCCACAACUACAACACAAUCCGUUCAGUGCAUUCUCGUCAGACUUGCUUGUUAUGUGUUCCUUCUACCUGUCUAUCUGCCUGUUCCUCUACCUCAUCCCAUCCCCUCACACCUUCGCAGCUAAAACUUUUCCUGUCUUCUAUUUUUUCGGUAUUUGCCGUCCUAACCUUGACAUUUCGAUUUGUUGACACGGUAAUAAAAAUGUAUACCUGUUUGUUGGUUUAUUCAUGGAUUGACAGAGAAUAUCUGAAUGUUCAAUCCUUAUUUCGUUUCCCUCCCACUUUUCGCAUUUUCUCUGCUCGUCUCCGUCUCGAAUGACUCAUUUCGUCGAUUGCGAAACGGCCGCAGUUUUGCUGUAUAAAAGAGUGAAUUGGGGUUCAUUUCCUCAGUUGUUAUCUUUUUCCCCUCGACUGUUUCGUCGCUUAUUUUAUGCAAACACAUAUGAUUCAUUCAGGUUUCGAAACUAUUCGUUUUGCAGAAAUGAGCACCGAAAAAAAUGUGCACGAGCUUGAGGCUCGUGAGCAAGACAUUUCGAAAGUGAAGGUGUACACGGACAGAGCUGAAAUAUGCCGCACCGUGAAAGUUACUCUGAAGCCGGGAGUGAACGAAGUCGUUCUGAAUGUGAGAAAAACGGAGAUGACGUGCGUAUUUCGAUUGAUUUCAGAAUUUGUGCAGCAGUCUUGUGCACGAAUCGCUUCGUGUGGAAGGAAGAGGAAAGGCCACGAUUCAUGACGUGGCCGUCAAGAGUCAGGCUGCUCUCAAGGAAGAGACCGAUUCUCCCAAGGUAACUACUACUCCAUUUCAACCCUUUCAUCUAGUGUUAUCUCGAAAUUCAGGAUAGACAAUACCCUUUUCCACAGAACUAACGGUCAUAAACCAGUAUGAUAAAUGAGUUUCUCUUGGAAUUUUGAAAGAAACUCAGAUUUUUUAUAAAUGAAACUAUUUAGAAACUAUUAGUGGUGACCCUCAAAAGUAACGUUAUGUUCCAUUGGGGUCAUUCCGGAUGAGACUGUUUUCUUAGACAUACUUACCUUGUGCCUUUAAGAUCGCUGCAAUCAGAACCCACUUGAAAGAAGAGCAGGCUCGUCUUCGAUCAAUUGCCGACAAAAGGCAGGUCAUCCAGAAGAGCAUCGACAAUUUGGACAAAGUGUUCGAGCAAGUGGGAAGUGGGCUGGUAAACCCGCCGAAGGAAGGCGGAGGAGCCGCGCUCAACGACGGAACAAUCGAGAGUCUGAGCCGAUUCUUUGAGUUUUACGGCACCAACGCUGAAGCGUACAGAGAUAGUGAGAAUGUUCCAGUAAUUUAAACAGAAUUUGUGUGAUUUCAGAGCUGAGAGAAAUGGAAGAGGUGCAUAGAGAGCAACAACAGAAGGUUCUGAAGGCAGAGCUGGAGCUCAAGCUGCUGGAAAAUCAGAGAAGAAGUGCCUUCGCACAGUAAGCUUCAUUUAAAAUAUAUCAUAGCAUGCAUUAUACUGAGGAAAUCGUUCUUGCAGAGCCGCAAUCAUUACACUGGAUACCAAAGAGGAAACAGAAGCCGAGCUGGACGUCAUCUAUCAAGUGCGCAACGCCGGAUGGUCUCCUUCCUACGAUAUCCGGGUGGACACUGACAAACCGUCGAUGAACAUCGCCUACUUCGGAAAGAUCAGACAGCACACAAACGAGGACUGGAGCAACGCCCCGCUCGUGCUCUCCACUGCUCAACCUUGUCUUGGCGGUCGCAUUCCGGAGCUAGGAACCCUUGACGCCGUCUUCUAUUCUCAGCAACCACCGCCACAAGUGUUUCACACGAGAGGUCUGUUCGGAGGAAUGGCACCACAAGCAAGAGAAAUGCCGCAAGGUGGCCAGCUCUUCGGUGCCGUUGCUGCCACCGGCUUUGUCAAUGCUGCCCCCGUACCUGCGCCGAUGGAAGUCGCCGUCGCUUCGGAAGUCAAUCAGAACACUCUGAGCACCGAGUUCAAGAUUGUCAGAGAGGCGUCGAUCCCACAUGGAACCAAUGAUCACAAAGUGACCAUCGGCAUCGUGACUCUCUCGUCGAAGCUCGUUCACGAGACUGUUCCCUCCAAGAAUGCGGCCGCUUUUCUCACUGCUUCGGCCAUUAACACUUCGGAACUCGCAUUCCUGGCCGGAGACUCGUCUGUUUAUCUGAACAAUGCGUUCGUUGCAAAGGUAAGUAUCUACAUCACUUUCUCACUUUUCUUAAAGACAAUCAAUUUCAGAGUCACUUGAAGAACGUGUCUCCAGGCGAGAAGUUCACCUGCUCGUUGGGAGUGGAUACUGCGAUUCGUGUGGAGUACAAGGCGGCGAAGAAGUACCACGAGGAAGGAGGAUACAUAACGAAGCACUCUGCGGACGUCACCGAGCAGACCAUAUCGGUAAAGAACACGAGAAGCGAGCAGCCGGUCCUUCUGACCAUCAAGCAUCACGUGCCACGUAGCACUGACGAGAAGAUCCGCGUGAAGCUUAUUCAUCCAGCCGCCGCGCCGUACGAUCCAGAGAAGGCGGCGAACGAACCGGAAAACGCGGAGCCCGCCGAGGGGGCUAAGCUCAAUUCGAGCAACAAUCUCGAGUGGACUGUCAAGUUGGCUCCGGGCAACUCACAGGACCUCGUGCUCAAGUACGUGGUCGAGCACCCGAAGGAGGAACGAGUUCAGUUCCAGGAGAAGUUCUAG